Hyaloperonospora brassicae is the source of this 585-nucleotide messenger RNA. NCBI's taxonomy places the organism in Eukaryota, Oomycota, Peronosporomycetes, Peronosporales, Peronosporaceae. The record is from the annotation of a GenBank genome assembly.
AUGCCGCUGUACAAGCAGGUGCUCCUGACGAACCUCAAGGCGCCGCCGAAAGACGUGGCGCGCGUGUUCCAGGACUGCGCGGCGCUCGUGACGUCCCAGGGCGGCGUGAUCCGGUCCACGGAAAACCGCGGCGAGAAGCGGUUGGGCUACGGCAUUGAAGACCGUCGAUGGGGCGCACUGCAGCGCCACUACGAGGGCAAACUCAUUGUGCAGCAGUUCAACACGUCACCCGCAGUGCUGAACGAAGUGGAAGCGAAGCUCAAGAACAGUUUCCCCGUCCUCCGGUUCCAGACGUUCAAAGUGCGGGACCCCAUCGAUAAGCUCAUGAACACGCGCGUGCCGCUCGAGCAGGCGCAGCUGCUGCUGAAUCCGCUUGCAAAAGCCAAAGCCGAACAAGCGGCAAAGGCCGCGAAGGAAGCGCGACGUCCGCGCAGUCCCGACCUUGUGGACGUCAAGCCCGAGGACUUUUUCGACACGAGCGACGAGUGGGAGGCCGCGCAGUUCAAGCAGUACGUGCCCGAGUGGAAGCGCGACGCGCUGUUUGAGCCGGAAGCGCCGGCGCAUCUCAAGGACGAGCAGAAAUGA